This is a messenger RNA of Plasmodium gallinaceum, 462 nucleotides long. RefSeq names its product conserved Plasmodium protein, unknown function. Gene Ontology annotation, cellular component: mitochondrial large ribosomal subunit. NCBI's taxonomy places the organism in Eukaryota, Apicomplexa, Aconoidasida, Haemosporida, Plasmodiidae. The record is from RefSeq and is a predicted model, not a curated record. Gene Ontology annotation, molecular function: translation release factor activity. The coding region runs from base 1 to 462 and encodes 153 amino acids. Gene Ontology annotation, biological process: mitochondrial translational termination. The transcript has 6 exons.
AUGUUUGCAUUAAGCAAAAAGUGGCUUUUAUCUUUUGAAAUUCCAUAUGGUCAAAUUCAGAAAAUCACAGCACGUUCAUCAGGUCCAGGAGGGCAAAGUGUUAAUAAGGCAGAAACAAAAGUUCAACUCCGAUUUAAUAUAAAUGAGGCGAAUUGGAUUCCUUCUAAUGUAAAGGAAAAUUUAAAAAAAAUUUAUAAAAAUAAAUUAAGUAAAUGUAAUGAUCUUAUUAUAGAAUGUGAAGAAACAUCUUCACAAAUAUCAAAUUAUAAAAUUUGUAUUGAAAAAUUAAAAUUAAUUCUUGAAGAAGCAGAAAAUUACAAAGAAAGAGUUAAAAAUACUUCAGUAAAAGAUUAUAUUCAUUUAAUUAAGUCAAAAGAACAGAUAAAAAAAUAUAAAGAUAAUUUAAUUAAUCAAAAAAAGAAAAAAAGAGAAAGAAAAUUUAAUAAAAAGGAUUACGAUUAA